UAAGAAUUCAUUUUAACUUCUAUCUUUAUAAUUUAAUAAGUGUAAAUGGAAAUUAGUUUUUUAGAAAAAUAUAAUAAAAUGGAUAGCAAAGUUAUGCAUAUUUAUAGUUCAGGUUAGGCCUUCAAAGAUUGGCAGUAGAAAUACAUGCAGCAGCAGUUAUCGGAGCCUUCUUUUAGGGUCUAGAUUUUUUAUUAUACGCAAUCUAUAAAGGAGAUUCCGCCAGAAUAAAAGUAGUUUUUGUAAUCAUAGCAUAGCUAGUCUAUAAAUUCUCUCAAAUUUCAGUUUAAUCUCACCAAGUUAAGCAACGCAGAUGAAUUAAACAUUAGGUUUUUGUUAAAAUCACUCACUUCGUUGAAAAAAAUUAGCUUUUCUGCACUUUUUAAUCAAGUUCAAUCUAGUUUAGCCAAGUUAAUUAUGGAAUCAGGCUUGACUCAUCUAUAAGGCAUCAAGAUUUUGAAAUUUCAAAAUAGCUUUUUUUCAACCACUGAGUUUAGUUAAUUUUUGAGGAAUUUGCAUAAUUUGCAGCAACUACAGCUAACAAUUCCAGAUUAAGCUGAUAUUGAGUCAAACAUAAUCACUGAAUCAUAGAAUUUGUCUCACUUAACUACUUAUAAAAUUUCGUUUGGAUAAGAAGGAUAACAUUCAACUAUUAAUCCUGAAUAGAUUUUACAAAUCCCACCACAUAUUAAUGAGAAAUGUUCUUCUCUUGUUGAUAUUGUAAUGAAUUAGAUUAUUGAAAUGCCAAAUUUGAAUAAAUUAGUCUUAAAUAUAAGUGGGAGACUAAAGGGAGAAGAACAAAUUAAAUUGUUGAAUUACUGUUUGUCUCACAAAAAACAUUUAAAAAGUAUUCAGAUAGACUUAUCUUAUCACAGAAUAGCAUACAAUAUAGCAAAUAUCAUUCAACUUGAUGCUAAUAUUGAAACACUUAAGUUAAACUGCUCAUCUAGUUACAAUUUCUGUUUUGAAGAAAUCUAGCUAAAUAAAAUUUAACUUAAAUAAAUAAAUGAAAAUCAUAACUCCUUGCCUGAUUUAUCUCAAAAUAAUAACUUAGAAAGCAACAAAGACGACAAUUGUUCAAGCAUAAUAUAAUCACAUAAAGCAAAUAAUAAAAAUACUUUUAUAAUCAAUGACAAAAUGCAUGAUAAAAAUAAUCUUUGCAAAUAAAAUAAUUCUUUGUUUUAAUUUACUCAAUUGUAAAAAUUGCAUUUGAAAUUAAAUUUUAACAAGUCUGAUUUAGUUAAUUCGUUGUUUAACUUUUUACAUCGAUAAAUCAAUCUGUCAAAAACACUCAAAACUCUACAUUUAGAAAUCAGUUUUACUUAAAAAAAUAUUUGCAUUCAGACAAUAGGCCACUUUUUGAGCAAAAUGUAAUCACUUGAAACUUUAGUUUUUAGAUGUCACUCAAAGUAAAUUGAAAAGAGAGAUAAUGUUUAUCUCCUUAGACAAAUCAGUAAGAUAAAAAAUCUCAAAGAGCUAACUUUUAACAUGAAAGUGCAAUAAAUUGAUAGUGAUUAUAGCGAUUUGUUAUAAUAUUUUAAUUAAAAAUGCAUCAAAUUAGAUAUUAACAUGUACAUUAACGUCGGUUUGAUCCAAAUUAGCAAAAAAAGUCUUAUAAUAUAUCCUAUCACAUAAGAAUUAAUGCUUUAUUCAGUGAAUGAAAUAAAAAAAUAAACAGACAUAUUAAAUUACUUGAUAAGCUGCUUUCGAAACAACACUCAAUUGCAGAAAAUUUAUCUUUAGAUGUCUAACAUUGCCAAUUAGUCUAGCUAGGAAGUUUAACAAUUCAUUGCGAAUUUGUCAUGUUUUGAGUAAUUGGAAGAAAUCUGCAUAGCUUUUACAUAGUUUAAUAUCUUGGAUAUAAAAUUUGUAUUAAAUGAAUUAGCAAAUAUUCUCCCUAAACUCCAGCUACUUAAAGUACUGCAAGUACAGAAUCGACACUUCUAGUAAAGCAAUUUCAAAGAAGAGUAUCAAAAGUUAUUAGUAACCUCAAUUUCUUCCAACUUAUAUCUUAAAAAUAUCAACCUAGAAAACUACUCUAACCAAACAUACGAAGACUACCAGCUUCUGUAUCUCUAAAAUCUCCUAAACGUCAAAAGCAAGUAUUCCAAAAAACUAAUUCCAUAAAUUAAAUCUCUCCAAUAAAAUUGGUAAUAAAUCUUAAGAAAAGACAUUAUUUCUGAUUUAGCAACUUAAUUCCUAAUAUGAAAGAAAUUAAUUCCCUAACAUAACCAAAUAAUAACGAAAUAAUACAUUUUUUUUAAUUUAUUUUAACUUCUUAUUUAAACAUAACAAAAAAUACCUAUUUAUCUUUAUAUCUAUCUAUCCAUUCUACUUUAUUUUAUUUGCUUAAAAACUCUUAAUUUUAUUAUUAUUAAUAUCUAACAUAAGUCUUUAUUGCUAUAUUUGUUUAUUUAUAUUUAAUAAAACUAUUCUAUUUCACAU
This is a messenger RNA of Tetrahymena thermophila SB210, 2442 nucleotides long. RefSeq lists its product as hypothetical. NCBI's taxonomy places the organism in Eukaryota, Ciliophora, Oligohymenophorea, Hymenostomatida, Tetrahymenidae. The transcript has a single exon. The record is from RefSeq and is a predicted model, not a curated record.